This is a messenger RNA of Mobula hypostoma (lesser devil ray), 6232 nucleotides long. RefSeq names its product kinase D-interacting substrate 220b (gene kidins220b). NCBI's taxonomy places the organism in Eukaryota, Metazoa, Chordata, Chondrichthyes, Myliobatiformes, Myliobatidae. Gene Ontology annotation, biological process: nerve growth factor signaling pathway. The transcript has 30 exons. The coding region runs from base 237 to 5597 and encodes 1786 amino acids. The record is from RefSeq and is a predicted model, not a curated record. Gene Ontology annotation, molecular function: PDZ domain binding; protein kinase regulator activity.
CACGUGACCGAUGUUUGAGUGACGGUAAAAUGGCCGCGUCGUAGAGGAGCUGUCACCCGGACAAUAAAAGAAAACCUAACAACACACUGUGAAGAGCGGUUGUUUAUCGAUGUGUUUGGGCCACUGAGCAGCUUGGAGCUGCAUAAAAGAGUAUCCGGUUAAAGAUCUGUUACCCUGGAAAAAAUAGGCAAUCGGGUGCGGUCAAAAGGCUGCAUUUGUGAGAGGUUGUAUCACAAAUGGCCACUGUCACAGCUCAGAGCUUAUUAACCUAUAUUGAAGAAGAGAACGUCAGUGCUUUCAAGGCAUUGCUGGAGAAGUACAAGGAUGUGGAUGAAAGAAAUGAGAUUGGGCAAACUCCAUUAAUGCUGGCAGCAGAGCAAGGAAAUUUGGAGAUAGUACAGGAAUUGCUCAAGAAAGGAGCCAACUGUAACCUGGAAGAUGUUGAUAACUGGACAGCUCUUAUUUCAGCUGCAAAAGGAGGUCAUCUAGAAAUUGUAAGCGAACUUAUUAAUUUCAGUGCUAACCUGGAGCACAGAGAUAUGGGUGGUUGGACUUCCCUUAUGUGGGCAGCGUACAAAGGUCAUACGGAAAUUUCACGACUAUUACUUGAGAAAGGUGCAAACCCAAAUAUUACUGGACAGUAUAGUGUUUACCCUAUCAUAUGGGCAGCUGGACGAGGACAUCAUGAAAUUGUUAAACUUCUACUACAGCAUGGUGCCAAAGUCAACUGUUCUGACAAGUAUGGAACAACUCCAUUAAUCUGGGCUGCACGAAAGGGUCAUCUCGAGUGUGUGAAAUACUUAUUGGAAAUGGGUGCGGAUGUUGAUCAAGAAGGCGCAAACUCCAUGACAGCUUUAAUAGUGGCUGUUAAAGGCGGCUACACUGAAGAAGUGAAAGAAUUGCUAAAGCGCAAUCCAAAUGUCAAUUUGACUGAUAAAGAUGGAAAUACAGCUUUGAUGAUUGCUGCAAAGGAAGGUCACAUUGAGACUGUUCAGGAUCUGUUAGAUGCUGGUACUUAUGUCAACAUCCCUGACAGGAGUGGUGAUACCGUACUAAUUGGUGCUGUUAAAGGGGGCCAUGUAGAGAUCGUGAGGGCUCUACUGCAGAAAUAUGCUGACAUAGAUAUAAAAGGGACGGAUAAUAAAACAGCUCUGUACUGGGCUGUAGAGAAAGGAAAUGCAACCAUAGUAAGAGAUAUUCUUCAGUGCAAUCCGGACACAGAAAUCUGCAUUAAGGAUGGUGAGACGCCACUCAUUAAAGCAACUAAAAUGCGAAAUAUUGAGAUAGUUGAACUUUUAUUGGACAAGGGUGCUAAAGUGUCUGCAGUAGAUAAGAAAGGGGACACUCCACUUCAUAUAGCAAUCCGUGGACGAAGCAGGAAAUUGGCUGAAUUGCUCUUGAGAAAUCCUAAAGAUGGACGUCUUCUAUAUCGACCUAACAAGGCAGGCGAAACACCAUACAACAUAGAUUGCAGCCAUCAGAAAAGCAUUUUGACCCAGAUAUUUGGAGCAAGACAUCUCUCACCUUCUGAGACGGAUGGGGAUAUGCUUGGUUAUGACCUAUAUAGCAGUGCACUGGCUGACAUCCUAAGUGAACCAACUAUGCAGCCACCUAUUUGUGUUGGACUUUAUGCACAAUGGGGAAGUGGAAAAUCAUUUCUUCUGAAAAAGCUUGAAGAUGAAAUGAAGACUUUUGCUGGGCAGCAAGUGGAACCACUUUUCCAGUUCUCUUGGCUGGUGGUAUUCAUUACUCUCCUGAUCUCUGUGGGAACAGGUGUAUUGCUUGGCUUUGUAGUUGAUCUGAAGCUUGGUGUAGCAGUUGGAUUGAGUCUGCUGGCACUUAUUUACAUCUUCUUUGCAAUUAUUUACUUUGGUGGUCGGCAAGAAGGAGAAAAUUGGAAUUGGGCCUGGGUAUUGAGUACUAAGCUUGCACGGCAAAUUAGCUAUUUGGAACUGCUGCUUAAACUGAUGUUUGUGAACCCACCAGAACUACCAGAGCAAACCUCCAGAGCGUUGCCUGUCAGAUUUAUGUUUACAGAUUACAACAGAUUGUCUAGUGUUGGUGGGGAAACGUCUAUGGCUGAGAUGAUUGCAACUCUUUCUGAUGCUUGUGAAAAAGAAUUUGGUUUUCUGGCAACAAGACUUUUCAGAGUCUUCAAGACUGAAAAUACACAAGGAAAGAAGGGAGUGAAGAAAUGGAAAAAGACCUGCUGUAUCCCAUCAUUUGCCAUCUUUAUUUUUAUUUUGGGUUGUUUUGUUGCUGGCGUCUUGCUUCUGGCAGUCUUCAAAGCAGAUGAGGAACAGCUGACAGUUAAUGCUAUUCUGAUAUCUAUUGCUUGCAUCAUUGGUUUAGCAGUAGUUUUGAACUGCCAUACAUGGUGGCAAGUGCUAGAUUCUGUCCUUCACUCUCAAAGAAAGCGAGUUUUACAUGCAGCUUCAAAACUUCACAAGCUAAAGCCUGAAGGUUUUAUGAAAGUUCUGAAAAACGAAGUGGAACUCAUGGCCCGGAUGGCCAAAUCAAUUGAUGGCUUUACUCAGAAUCAAACGCGACUUGUGGUUGUUAUUGAUGGCUUGGAUGCAUGUGAGCAAGAUAAAGUCCUGCAGAUGUUAGAUACGGUGAGAGUUCUAUUUUCAAAAGGUCCCUUCAUCGCUAUUUUUGCUAGUGAUCCUCAUAUCAUCAUAAAAGCUAUCAAUCAAAAUCUGAACAGUGUUUUAAGAGACUCUAAUAUAAAUGGACAUGACUAUAUGCGGAAUAUAGUCCAUCUGCCUGUGUAUCUUAACAGCCGUGGGCUUAGUGCAAAGAAAGUUUAUGCUGCAGCGCCAUCUAAUGGAGAUGUUGGAAACUCAGAUUAUACUAGCUGGCAUGAAGAUAAUGAUCGAAAACUUUCACAACACAGCUUGGGAGAAUUGACUAAACUUGGCAGUAAAACAGCACUGAAUCGAAGAGAUACCUAUCGUCGUCGACAGAUGCAGCGUCAAGUUACAAGGCAAAUGUCUUUUGAUCUUACAAAGCUUUUGGUUACAGAAGACUGGUUCAGUGACAUUAGUCCUCAGACUAUGAGGCGAUUGCUCAACAUUGUUUCAGUAACAGGACGUCUACUGAGGGCAAACCAAAUUAGUUUCAACUGGGAUCGGCUUGCCUCUUGGAUAAACCUCACUGAACAAUGGCCGUACAGGACAUCUUGGCUUAUUCUAUACCUGGAAGAGACUGACAAUGUUCCAGAUCAUCUCACCUUGAAAAACAUUUAUGAAAGGAUUUCCAAAAACAUACCAACUACCAAAGAUGUGGAACCACUUCUAGAAAUUGAUAGUGAUAUUCGUAGCUUUGAAAUAUUCCUCUCUUCGAGAAUGCCUAUUCUUUCAGCACGAGAUGUGAAGACAUUUCUACCAUGCACAGUGAAUUUGGAUCCUAAGCUGCGUGAAAUUAUUGCAGAUAUCCGAGCAGCCAGGGACCAGAUGUCCACAGUGAAUAUUCCUUUUCCUUCACUACCUUUGCAAGAAGCUCCACCUCGGACUGUGUUUAGUCAGGCACCAUCAGUCUGCUCUUCCACCUCAUUCAAUGGUAAUGUAAUGUCACCACAGCAUCCUAGCAACUUCUAUAGCGGCAUGGUUGGCCAACAGCAUCCAUUUUAUAACCGGCCAUAUUUUGCCCCUCAUAUUUGUUAUCUGCCAAGGCAAUGUUUUGGCAGUUUGCAGUAUCCCAUCUCACGUUCAUCAACCAAAUCCAGUUUCUCAAGGGAACAGAACAGUAAUCUAGUGGCAAAUUCUAUUGUAGCAGCUUGUUCUACCGCUCCACUCAGUUCAAUGAAUGUGGAUGCUAUUUGUGAAAAACUUCGACAACUGGAAGGAAUUGACCAAGCCAUGCUCCUUCAGUACAUUUGCACUAUCAAAAAGGCAAACAUUAAUGGAAGAGUAUUAGUUCAGUGCAAUCUGGAUGAAUUGAAGAAAGAAUUAAGCAUGAAUUUUGGUGAUUGGCAGCUUUUUAGAAAUAUGGUGUUUGAGAUGCGACAUUUGGAUACACAGGUACUUCAGGAGGAAAUGAGAGCUGCUGGUGAAAAUGUUCCAGCGCAACCUGAUCGCUCCAAUCUUCAUGCAACCAACAAUGAUUUUGCAGGAAACACUGAAGUUCCUGGCCAUUCACCACAGGAAACCUUCAGCUUAAGUUUCAGCUUUGAGGAAUUGAGAGCUGUUGAUAUUGAAGAACCAGUAAGACACUCCAAUUCUGGUUGGCAGCCUCAAAGGACGCCAAGUGUUUCAAGUAUCAACUCUCUGGAAUCUAAUGGCCUCUCCAGGCUCACAGAUAAGCAGCAGGCUGAGUACAGAGAUGCCUACAAAGAAUAUAUUGCACAGAUGGCACAGCUAGAUGGUCCAUCCUGCUCCACAGCUGCCAUUACUGAAGAAUCUCAUCUCUCUACUUCGCAUAGUGCUGGUCAGUUUUUUAUGGGGCAAAGCAUAACAACCUUUCAGUCUAGUUCAGAACAAGAUGGUGAACAGAAAGAAAACAAUGACAAAAAAUCCUUUACAGGAAAAAGAGAAACAGUUUUACGUGCAGGUAAGUCUUCUACAGAUGAUCAUUGUGAUUAUCCGUCUUCCACUGUUUCUACAGCUGAUCCAUCUCUGUUGGAUCCCAUUACUGAAGAAGAUGAAAGGCCAGAUGCCUCAACAAUUAAGCUGCUGUCUAGAAAGGAAUCUUCAGACAAAGUGAUGAUCUUCCAAGGAACCGAUUUAACAAUUAAGGGCUUGCAGUAUCGGAAACUACCCAGUGAAGAGGAUGAAUCAGGCCAAGAAGCAGAUUACACGCCACUUCUUAAAGAUGGAACAACAAAGGUGAAGAAUGAAAAACAAACUAAUUCUACUGAUCAUGCAAAUGCUGCUAUUAAAUCCCUGAUCAAGUCAAAGGAAUAUCUGUCUGAUGCUAUGCUUGACAAAAAGGAUUCAUCAGACUCUGGGGUUAGAUCCAGUGAGAGUUCACCAAACCACUCACUCCAUGAUGAAACAGAAGACAGCCAGUUGGAGAAAACAAAUUUGAUUGAAUUGGAGGAUGAUCCAUCCAAAGAUAAGCGAGGUAUUCCAAACAGUCUAAGUGGCCUACAAGACCCAAGUGUUGCUCGUAUGUCUAUCUGUUCUGAGGAUAAGAAGAGCCCCAGUGGUUCAACCUCUGAAUGCAGUCUGUUAGCCAGCAGUCCCGAGGAAAACUGGCCUGUAUCUCACAAAGCAUAUAAUGUAACCAACCUGAACAGAACAGCAAGCACAGAGACCCUGAAUAACAACAGUAAUGCUUCUAGGUUGCAGAAUGCAGAUGAAAAUGAGACAAAAGAAUAUUUGGAAACAGCCGGUGACCUUGAGCACUUGGGAAAAAAUGCAUCUCAAGUUGUCCAUCCUACACCAGGCUCUGCAAUGAAUAAAGCACCAGUCCAGAAUGAUAUGUAUUCAGCUUCAUUCAAGAAUGACAACCUGCGAGGGCUAGGUAUGAAGCGGUGCCUUGCUUCCAAAGUUCCUUCAAAUUUUAUUAAGCACACAAAGAGUAGCACCUCAACUGAGCUACAUGUAGUUGGUCCCAGUGAUUCCUACGGAGAAGAACGGGAGAGCAUCCUGUAAAAGAAACGGUGAUCUGUCAAAACCCCAAGUUCUAUAAAUGGAAAUCAUUUGUUGCAUUGUCAAGUAUUCCAUGUUUGGCUUUUAUUUUUCAUAAUGCACUUUUCUUAGUUUGUUUUGGAACAUACCUCAAAUCAAGUACUAGAUUAAUUCUAACAAGGAAGUAUUAUGUGUAGUGGUAAUAUAUUGAAUAAUACUGUUUAUUGUUUUGUGUGUGUAUAAAUAUUGUUGUGAUUCAGAGUUAAACUAUUCUUGUGAAUGUAAAGCUGGUAUGUCUCAAUGUCAUUUCAAAGUGUACAAUGCGAUCAGUAUUUAUUGCCAUGUGUAUUCUUCAAAUAUAUGUGGAAAUUUACUGCUGUAACUUGUGCUUGUGUUUGUAUGAAUCCUCUUGAUUUUAGAUGUGCGUAUGUCACCGUUGAGCAGUAUCUGGUUUGUAUCUUUUGAUAGUGGAGGCUUUUGUAUUUUCAAUAAAGAUGGUAAUAUUAAUAUUUAAUGGUUUAGUGUCAAAGUUCCCUAUUGAAUUGCUAUUGUGUGAUCUUAUAGAAGCGUUUGUCUUUUGUGUACAUGUUGAAAUAAACAGUUGUGGUGGUAAUAUUUUGUCUAGUUUAUUUUGGCUGUCCAAUAAAUGAACUAUGAAU